Periophthalmus magnuspinnatus is the source of this 8691-nucleotide messenger RNA. It is a transcript of the gene heatr5a, whose product is annotated as HEAT repeat containing 5a. The transcript is spliced from 46 exons. Lineage: Eukaryota; Metazoa; Chordata; Actinopteri; Gobiiformes; Gobiidae. The coding region runs from base 96 to 6188 and encodes 2030 amino acids. Gene Ontology annotation, cellular component: endocytic vesicle; Golgi apparatus; membrane. The record is from RefSeq and is a predicted model, not a curated record. Gene Ontology annotation, biological process: retrograde transport, endosome to Golgi; endocytosis; intracellular protein localization.
ACGAAGAUAAAUGGCCUUUUCUGUCAUUUUUGGGGUGUCAAGUUUUUAAUGCCCUCCUAUCUUUCCUGAUACUGGCUGCUCCCUCCACUGCAGUGAUGUCGGUCCUGGAGCGCCUCCUGUUGGCAGAGGAGGUAUUGCAGCUGAAUGACCCUGUCGGGGCCGAGGCUGUGUUCUCGUGGUUAAAUCGACUGAAGAACCAACUUCCCCUCACCGAGAAGGCAGAGAUCAAAAAGAUUCAACGCCGUCUUUUGGACCAGCUUUCGAGCAUUCUGAUUGGUUCUCCUGGGCCUCCUGUUCGUGUCCAAUUGGCAGAUUGCCUGGCCCUGCUAUUCCACCUCGGAGACCCCUUACCCUGCAGCCUGUUUGUCGAAAAGUGCAAUGACAUCAUUCGCAACAAAGAUGACUCCCCCUCUGCCCUUCCCUCCCGCCUUGCGGCAGUGGCUUGUUUGGGCUCUUUGUUCGAACAGUUGGGUCGAAUGCUCAGUGGAUCCUCAAAAGAAACAUUUACAAAUCUACUACGAGCACUGAAGAAUGCUGAGUCUCAGGGCCGAUGUGAGAUCCUGGGCUCGUUGGAGAAGAUGCUUCGCGGCUUAGGACCCUUAGCGGCUCCUGUUCACAGAGACAUCUACAAAUCUGCACGCACCUGUCUAACCGACCGCUCCAUGUGUGUGCGCUGUGCUGCUGCCAAGUGUCUGUUGGAGCUCCAGAAGGAGGCGCUGUUCCUGUCCUCCUCAGAGUUGGAGCACAUGUCCACAGCGUGUUUUCGGGCGUUUGAAGGAUCAUUGUCUUCUGUCUCUGUCUCUGUCUCUGAGCUUUUGGGCUCUCUGCUGGCUACUGCACUACAGCCCAAGAGCAAAACAGCCCAGAGAGGACCCGGAGCGCCCCCUACAGGAGGAGCUGUGUCUCUGGAGGAGGUGAUGGAUCUGUUGCUUGGAGGCUUCAUCAGAGGAGGAGUGGGUUUCCUCAGAGCGUCUGGAGACAAGCUCAAAGGAACCAGCUCCGUCAGCAAAGAAGUGCGCCUCGGCAUUGCUCAGACCUGUGUAGUCCUGGUUUGGUCUCUGGGCUCUUCAUGGGUGGAGCAGAACCUGUCUCCGUUCUUGACUUUGGUCCUGGAGCUGGUGUCCCACUCACGGAGCACUCUGUCCCCCAGUGAUGCAGUGCUGUCUCGGGGGUGUGUGUCUCUGGUGCUCAGGGCUGCUCUGGGGGGGGUCCUGGGGGAGAAGGCCCAGAGCAGCGCAGUGCAACACCUUUGUGGGACAGUGGGGGUGCACAAGAGGGCCAUAGAGUCCUCCCUCUCUGAUGCAGCAGAUCCCAGAGCCUCCUCAGACAUGUUCUCCUCUCAGCAUGCUCUCAUCUGUGUCCUACUGGAGCUGGGAGCACUUCUGCUGGGCUUAGGCUCCUCUGCUGCACCUCUACUGUCUGACCCGACCACAGCUCUCGUUGACUCCGUGGUCGCGGUCUUGCUACACCCCUCUGCUGCCGUGCGAUUGGCCAGUUCUUGGUGUUUACGCUGUGUGGCCGUGGCCAUGCCAUCCCAAAAUGCCGUGCUGCUGGACCGCUGCGCAGAGAGACUCACAACACUGAAGUCCAAUCCAGAGGCCGUGUCCGGGUUUGGGUUUGCAGUCUGUGCCCUGGUCUCAGCCGCCCAGCACCACAACCUGGGUCUGCCCCACAGCAAAGGGAAGAUGGUGUUGUCUCUGGCUGAGAGCCUGCUGCGUUCUGCGUCUCAGAACAGUCGUAUCUCGCUCCAGAGGACUCAGGUGGGCUGGAUGCUCCUGGCCUCUCUCACUACUUUAGGUCCCUCAGUGGUGGAGGUGCUCUUGUCUCGUCUCCUCCUCCUCUGUCGCUGUGUGUUCCCGGCCUCUUUGCGGGAACAGGACAUGGAGCUGCGUCGGGGGGACUACUUUACGUGGCAGGUUACACUGGAGGGACGCUCGGGAGCGCUCUGUGUUCUUAGGAGCCUUCUCGUUCACUGUCAGGAGCUGAUGUCUGAGGACGCUCUGUCUCGUCUCCUCACUCCUCUCAACUGUGCCACAGCGAUGCUUAACAAAUUGGGCUCUCUGUUGCGUUCUUAUGGCUCCUCCAUUCGUCCCUUCACAGUCACAUACAGACUCAGAGUCUAUGAGCUCCUUGCCGAGCUGCCGCCGUACACGUAUCAAGAGAGCUUUGGUCUGGUGAUGAACCAGUUGGUGUCAGACCUCUGCAAUCAGGACCAGCCCUGCUCCGAAUUAACCCUGAUGCCCUCCCUCUGCUCCCCCGAUGACCUGUGUCUGAUCAGUCCCAGCCUCAACGACCCCUACCAUGCCUUUACACAUCAGCUCCAGAGCAGCUGUGUUUCAGGGGGCUCUCUGGAGAAUGACCCCUUCUCCCUCACUCUGAAAUCAGACACUCCUCCAGCUCCUCUCCCCUCGGCACUCGCUCUCAUGGAGGUCACUGUGCGUCUGUUUGGAAACCUGUUCCCCCACAUCAUCUCCGCUCAGAGGGUGAAGAUCCUGGAGCAGUUUGUGGACUCUGUGAAUCAGCUCAAAGGACAGAAGCAGCAGACUGUCCAGACCCAUGUGUGUGCUGCUUUCUGCAGUGUGCUCAAGGUUCACUCUCGUUCUCCUCUGGGCCCCUCGGAGCUGCGGCCUCCUGCUCUGUCUCUUCUGUGGGGGGCGCUGGAGGGCUCCUCCCUUCUGCUCAGGUGUGCGGCUGCAGAAGGACUUGCCCGGUUGGUCCAGAGCGUAAAUGACUCCGCCUUCACUGUGUCCGCUGCUCUCCUCUGCUUUGACAGACUGAAGUUAUCUCGGGACGCAGCCUCUCGCUGUGGCGUGUCUCUGGCACUUGGGGCACUGUACCGAUAUCAGGGCGGGAUCAGCUCAGCUCAACAUCUGUCCACCUGUGUGGGAGUCCUGUUUACUCUGAGCCAAGAUAUUACCUGCCCUGAAGUACAGGCCUGGGCUCUCCACAGUCUCUCCCUGAUCAUGGACUUCUCCGGGGGCUUGUUCCGUCUUCACUUGGAGCCUUGUGUGUCUCUGGUUCUGAGGCUGCUCCUGUCGUCUCCUCAGACGCACCCCGAGGUGCACCUGAGCCUGGGGAGGUGCCUUCAGGCGCUCAUCACAUGCUUGGGACCCGACCUACAGGAGGACAGUAGUGCGUCUCUCAGAGACAGUAUCUCCCUGGGGUCCCUGGUUCUUCAGAGCUCUUCAGUAUCUCUGUUGGUUCAGUCCAGGUCCAUUUCAUGUCUACAGCAGCUCCAUAUGUUCUGUCCCGCUCACGUGGACCUCAGAUAUCUGGUGCCCUCUCUCUGUGGCAUUUUGUUGGACAGUUCUCAGGUGGUGAGUUUGAGCCAUUGGAGCCUGCUGCUACGUCGCUCUGUCAUCUCGUGUCUGAGGCAGAUCGUUCAGAGAGACGCUCUGGAGGUUUCUGAACUUGCUGUGAGUUUGGCUAAAGAGCAGCCGUCUAAAGAGGCCUCCCCCCUGGAGUACAUGUUGCGUGAGCUGGGCCUAGAGGGCGCUCUCUUCUCUCUGUUGGACCGUGAGUCUGAUCCUGGUCUAAUCCAGGACUUGGAUCAGACUCUGGGGUUUAUGAUGGUCUCCAGUCUGAGCAGCGGCCGAGUGGGACAGUGGCUCAGGCUGUGCAGGGACGUGUUGUCUGCUACAACAGACCUGAGUGGGCCCCAGGACUCGUCCGAAGAGGAAGAGGAGAGAGAGGACUGGAGUUCUCUUGGAGGGCGCUCAGAAACAGUCUCCUCCUUCAGUGCCCUCCGCUGGUCUACACGCCGUAUCGCAGUCGAGUCAGUUUGCACCGUGAUCCAGACCUGCGCCAAGAACGGGACCACAGACUUGCUGGUUCCUCGUCUCGGAGACCUGGUGCGUAUGGCGUUCAUGGCAUCCACAGACCAUAGCGCCCCCCUCAGGCUGUCCGGGUUGCAGACGCUGUUGGAAAUCAUCAGAAGCUUCAGCUCCAUUGAAGAGCCAGAGUUCCCUGGGCACUUCCUCCUUGAGCAAUACCAGGCCAAUGUGGGAGCUGCUCUGAGACCUGCCUUUGCACCUGAUGCUCCUCCAGAUGUCACUGCUAAAGCCUGUCAGGUUUGCAGUGCGUGGAUCUGCAGUGGAGUGGUCAGUGACCUCAGAGACCUCAGGCGAGUCCAUCAGCUCCUGGUCUCAUCUCUGUCCAAGAUCCAAACAGGACAGGAAUCCAACUCGCAACUCUACAGUGAGGCCGCCGCUACCAUGGAAACACUCGCUGUGCUCAAGGCCUGGGCCCAGGUUUACAUUGUGGCGGUGCAGAGGAGCAAGGUGAGCUCUGAUUGGUCGACUGACUCCUCUUUUACCACCUCUGCGGCCAAUGACGUCACAGCCUCCGAGUCUGAAGGGGCGGGGCUUCUGGAACUGGUUCAAUCAGAUCUGCCGACUCUGAGCCGCCUAUGGCUUGCGGCGCUUCAGGAUCACGCCACGCUCAGUCUGCCUCCAGAGCAGCACAUGACUGGAGGCUCGUUCUUCUCCCCAGAGAUGAUGCACCAGGCUCGGGUUCACUUCUGCUCCUCCUGGGCCCCAAUCCUCCACGCUUCAGCGCUCUGGCUGCACUCCACUGGUUCAGUGACAUCAGAGGACACACCUGUGCACCUGUCCCGCCCAGCCACACCCACCUCUUUAGGUCACUCAGGUGGUGGAGCCAAGAGCCUGGAGGACGUGAGCGAAGAGAGACUGCAUCUUAUCCUGGGUGUAGCGGUGCAGUUUCUGUGCUCUCCUCACUCAGAGAACCAGAUGGAGAACAUUAUGUCGUGUCUUGAGGCUCUUCAGGUUCUACUGGACAUCCCCUGGAAUCGCAUCAGCAACGACCAGUCCCUGUCCGUCGAGCUCCUGUCUGUUCUACACAGGCUAAUGGUGACUCGAGAGUCUGAGGAGGUGCAGCGUUCUGUUGUGGAUUUACUCAAACGGAUUGUGUGUGCUGCUCAAGAGCAUGUCAGCGAGAAACGCCAUUCUGCCGAAGUGGAUGAUGGUGCUGCGGAGAAAGAGACUCUGCCUGUGUUUGGGGAGGGCAGAGACACUGGAGGUCUGGUCCCGGGACAGUCCCUGGUUUUCUCCGCUCUUCAGAUCUGUCUGUGUGUGCUGGUCCGAAAACUGCCCAAACUCAGUCCAACGUUGUCCGGGACCAAGACCGGGACUACAGGAGGAGUGAGUGAGGUGUGGAGUCUCUCACAGUCCGACUGUGCCCUGGUCUCCUCUGCUCUGUUUGUCCUUUCCGAGCUGCCGUCCCUCUGCUCCCCCGAAGGAAGUGUGUCGAUCCUGCCCACAGUCUUGUACCUGCUGAUGGGAGUGCUCCAAGAACUGGUGCACCGGCCUUGUGCCCCGACAGCUCCGGUCUCUGGUCCCGUCUCUGGUCCCCUUGGUCUGGUCCAGUCCUGUCUUCAGUCUCUCAGAGCGGUUCUGUUGAGUCCGAUGAGUCGACAAGAGAAAAGCCGAGAGUCCUGGGUCCAACUCCUGCUGUCCUCCCUGAGUUCUCUGCUACUACUGUGGGAAUGUGAUGAUCCAGAGUUGGCGGUGGACCAGGUGACUCUCCUCAGAGCUUUAGCCCAGUUCCUGCUCUCUUCCUCUGGGUCAGACAUCUGUGGUGUGUCCCCUCUCUGCUCCCUCAGUCUGGACAAAUUCACCUUCGCCAUGGACUCCAAAGACCCUCAGGUCCAAUUUGCAUGUUUCCAGCUGCUACGCUCCCUGUUCCAGACUCCAGCUCCGGUCUCUGGACACUACAUCCGGGCUUUGGGUCCAACUUUAAUCCGGUUUCUCAAGAGAGUGGAACGCUGUCGGCCUCAGACUUCAGAUGAGCUCGAUUCAGUUCUGGAGGCUGUGAGAGCCAUGGAGACUUUGGUCCAGGCAGCAGAACCACAGCACAGGUCAGUGUUGGUGUCUCUGGUUCUGCCGCUGCUUGUCUCUUUCCUAUUGGAUGAGAACGCUCUUAGCUCCACCCCCUCGGCCUCCCGCUCACUGCACGACUCUGCGUUGAAGGACCUGAUGAGGAUCGGACCCCAGCACCCUGUGGUUUUCAGGUCUGUGAUGAGUUCAUGUCCAGAGCUAAAGUCUCGUCUGGAGGCAGCGAUCAAAGUGAACCAGGAACAGCUGCGGUCCAAGCCCAGCUCAGAGGCCUCUCCUCGGGGACAGAGCUCCGCCAAGACCCCCUCCAUCACACUCAAGACAAACUUCCUCUGACCCAUGUCAGACCUUGUAGCAAGCAAUAAUAUAACAGCCAAUAACGCAAUCAUUUUGGCUAAGUUUAAAUGUAAUGAGCCCACAAUGCGACAGCGGGCCGAUAAUGCAACAACGAGCCCGCAACGCAACGAGCCCGCAACGCAACAGGCCCACAGUGUGAUAACGGGCCCCCAAUGCAACAACAGGCCGAUAAUGCAGUAACAGGCCCGUUGGUACGUUAUCAGCUUAUUACAUUUACUUGGCCAAAAUGAUGACAUAAUUGGUUAAUACAUCAUCAGUUGCUGCACCUGAACCAGGGUCCUGUUUUAGUCCAGGUUUAGUCCAGGUUUAGUCCAGGUUUAACACUAGUUUAGACCAGGUUUAGUCCAGGUUUAACACUAGUUUAGACCAAGUUUAGUCCAGGUUUAGUCCAGGUUUAACACUAGUUUAGACCAAGUUUAACACUAGUUUAGACCAGGUUUAGUCCAGGUUUAACACUAGUUUAGACCAGGUUUAACACUAGUUUAGACCAAGUUUAGUCCAGGUUUAACACUAGUUUAGACCAGGUUUAGUCCAGGUUUAGUCCAGGUUUAACACUAGUUUAGACCAAGUUUAGUCCAGGUUUAACACUAGUUUAGACCAGGUUUAAUCCAGGUUUAGUCCAGGUUUAACACUAGUUUAGACCAAGUUUAGUCCAGGUUUAACACUAGUUUAGACCAGGUUUAGUCCAGGUUUAAAGACGCUGUACCUGAUUUUUACCAUCUUAAAUACGUGAAGCCUGUUUGUCUCCAUGUAAAUAUUAUUGCUUUGCCUGGAAUGUUCCACAGUAUGGAACUAAUAUAUCUCCUGAGAUCACCAGGGCAAAUUACAGGGCAGAUCUUUGGAGAGGCGACUCCUCUCACAGUAAGAUAUUUUUAUUAGCAUUUAUACACAUGUAACUAAAUAAAUGCAUUUAGAUAGGUAUAAUGCAAUACUGUGGAACUUUCAAAGCAAAAACACCUCCACAGAGACAAGAGACAUGCAACAUUUAAGUCUCUGUACCUGAGUUUUACCGUCUUAAAAAUGUGAAAAACAGAACUAGUUCAUUUUAAAGAGUUUGCAGUCCAGUAAUUCCUCACUUACCUCAUACAUUCAGAUCCUCCUAAUGAUUCACCAUGAUGAGUUUAUAAGCACUUUCCACAACUCUGACACCAGAGCGGAGUUUUGCUGUGACAGUAAAGCUAACAACUAGCAUGCUAAUACACACUUCCUGAUUCUAUACAGUACACAGUGGACUUCAAGAUUUGCCAAUAAAAUAUAUCUGUACUGGAGUCGGACACAUUCUGUUUAAAUACAAAAGGAAAAAAUCAGGUACAGGACCUUUAAUUCCAGUUUAGACCUGGUUUAGUCCAGGUCAAAUCUCAUUAUGAUCAUUUUACUUUAAGUUAAAGUUGGUACUAACUGACAGAUCUGCAGUGCCCCCCAGAGGCUGUGUCUGUGCUCGUGUAUCCCACUCCCCAGACACCUCCCUCUGAUGAAGCUCAUUCACUGCAUUUGCAGCAGUUUAAAAUGGCCUUAUGCGUUUGAGAUUGUAACAAAAUCGCACUACAUUUGAUGAAGAAAACCAGGGAAAUGUGAAAAACUUAGAUUGAACCUGAAAAUGUAUUUUUAUAUGAAUGUGAUUAUGAAACACACAAAACAGUGAGAAGGGACUUACUCAAAGGGACCAAUGUUUUACUCAUUAACUGUGUUUUCACAAGUGCAUUGGACAAGUGUUAUUGUAAAUUGUCAACUGUCAUUUGGCAUACUUUUUUACUCCAGAUGCCCUCCCUGUCACAUCACAUUGUAGAGACUGGAAGUAAUUACAUCUUGCUCAGAGACACAAUGGGAUUGCUAAAUGUGAUGUCACUUCCGGGUCCAGGGCACAUCAGCUAAAUGAAAACAAUGGACGUGUCAUUGUUCAAAUUUGACAUAGUACAAAACAUUUCUCUAACAUGAGUUUAGUUGUGACAGUGAGUCCGAGGGAGGUUGAGGUAAGAAGAUAGACUAACCUAGUGUUAGCAGCGAGCGGCAGUGAGAUAUACACACUGGUAAUCCUGUGAUGUAUUACUAGAUUAUUUACAUAUUAGAUACAGUUUGAGGUUAAACACAGACUUUUGAAAGGUACUUGUUUGAUGUUUAAUAAAUAAACAGCACUGUGGCGUAGUGUCAAACAAAUCUAGACUCAUCAGUUGGACUCGGAAUAAACCAGGACUGGAGCAAAACUGGACAAAAACUAAACCAGGACUAAACCACGGAAGUGACACCACUUCACAAUCCCAUAGUUUGGAUUCAGGCCAAUUUUUUACCCACCGACUGCACUCCCUCACUGCUCACAUAAUGAUAAAUGGUUUAUUUUCAUGGAUAUUUGGAGAGCCUUAAACAUCUGCACUUUAGACAGUUUGACACUAACAGAGUUUUGGUUUGGAUUUUGUGACAUGAAAUGUGUAACUUUCAGAAGCAAUAAAAUAUAUAAAUGGUUUAACAAAAUAAUCUCAUUAUUCAG